This is a messenger RNA of Symbiodinium pilosum, 855 nucleotides long. The record is from the annotation of a GenBank genome assembly. Lineage: Eukaryota; Dinophyceae; Suessiales; Symbiodiniaceae.
AUGGCCGUGUGUGACCCCGUGCGUGGUAUGCACUCCCUCUUCAGAAAUGCUUUGCCGCAGCAGCUGUUUGCAGCACCGCCUGUGUUGGCACAUCCUCAGUCAUGGGACAGCUUUGACUCGGACGAUGGAUUUACAAGCAUGGAGGAGUUGCUCCGACAAAAUGCAGAGGACAUCGCCGCAGUCAUCAUAGAGCCCAUCGUUCAAGGGGCAGGAGGAAUGAGGAUCUACAGCCCAGCUUACCUUGUGAAGCUGCGGAAGCUGUGCAGCGAACUAGAGGUUCUCUUGAUUUUUGACGAGAUUGCCACAGGCUUUGGCCGGACUGGGAAGCUUUUUGCUGCAGAGCACGCCCAGGUCACCCCAGACAUCAUGUGUGUGGGCAAGGCGCUGACGGGAGGUUAUUGUACUUUGGGUGCCACAAUUACAUCAAAAGAUGUUGCCCAUGGAGUGAGUGGACCUGAUGGAACCCUGCCUCUCAUGCAUGGUCCAACCUUCAUGGCCAAUCCCUUGGCCUGUGCCAUUGCCGCCGCGAGUAUCCGCCUCCUCCUGCAAGGACCUUGGCAAGAGCGAGUGCGUGCUAUCGAGAAACAGCUGGACCAGGAGCUCAGACCGCUUAAAGACCAUGCGCUCGUCUCUGACGUGCGUGUUUUGGGUGCCAUUGGCGUGGUGGAGCUACACAGUCCGCCUAAGGAGCCUGCCAAGUUACAGCAGGCGCUGGUCCAGCAAGGUGUGUGGCUUCGGCCCUUUGGGCAAACCAUCUACACCAUGCCACCGUAUGUAAUCUCAAAGCAGCAGCUGCGAAGCAUUACCGAGGCUAUUUCAAAUGUGCUCGAUCAAGGAAUUGAGCUCACCGACUAG